Colletotrichum orchidophilum is the source of this 1458-nucleotide messenger RNA. RefSeq lists its product as uncharacterized. The record is from RefSeq and is a predicted model, not a curated record. NCBI's taxonomy places the organism in Eukaryota, Fungi, Ascomycota, Sordariomycetes, Glomerellales, Glomerellaceae. Bases 1 to 1458 code for a protein of 485 amino acids. The transcript has 2 exons.
AUGAGCAUCUCAGCAAAUAGUGGUGACUCGCCGGAAAAGAUCCCAGGAAAGGCUCACAAGCGUUUCGUGAUGAUUGCAACAUUACUAUAUUUGAUCGACCCCGUCCGUGGUGAGCCUACGACUUAUGGUCUCGACAAACACCCACUUGACGAUUCCUGGAGAUAUGACCAGCCCCAGAAGAAGUUUCUCGAUUCUUUCGCCUUAAUUUGUUCAACCUCUGGAGUAGGCGGCGAGACUGCCUCGGCGGUGUGCUUGGAGCAGGGUCACCCAAGCGGAACUGUCCUACGUCUUGCCCGGAAUUUUGGGGUAUCCGAGAUGCUGAAAGAUCAGCUGCAUGAUAUCCUAAACGAUCUGACAGCGGUUGCUGAAAAGGAAAAAAGCCCGAAAGAAAUGGAACCUGUAGUUUUGAACAAGAUCGUCGCCUUAACCGAGGACAAGAUUCGGGCCAUCAUAGAGAAGAUUCGCCGUUCGGAAGCGCUCAUCAACAUCAGACAGGCUGCCGCUGACAUUGAAACAUCACCAGCGGAUGAUUCUGUUGCGUCGAGCUUCAGGCAAUGGGUGCGUGACCUGCCAUUGCUGGUAUCCUUGAAUGACAGCGCAGGGUUGGGGCAGCUCAGUCACUACGUCAAAUGGGCUUCUCGCAGCAGAUGGGUAUACUCGGAGCAGCUUGAAGAAGCAUUUGAACUGCAGGAUGGAUCCUUGCCCACAUGGCUCAAGCACGUCUAUAAGCUUGGCCGCUAUUUCACUGCAACGAAGGCGAUGCUUAAGUUGGCUGUGAGACAACCAGGCGUGUUCACUGGCAUUCACGUGAAGGCUGUUGAAGCGCCUGAGCAAGAAACUUUCUCUGUGGGAGACGACAAAUUUCCCCUCCUGACGGUACUUAGAUCCAUCACGAACGCCAACCCGAUGGAGCUACGAGAGAACUUGGGCAAAACUUGGCUGACGAGCGAUCCCGAGGCCAAAUUUCGACGGGCUUGCAACACCACACUUACUGCACAUGCCGAGAUGCAGCUCCUUAGCUUCUACGACCAAAACCCUGAUCUCACGCCCAGACUGUUAUUCAUGGGAACCAGCAAGAAAGCGUGCUAUCUCUGCCACGAGUUUAUAUCCCGUCAUCCCCUCACCAUUGGUGUGUCAGCUAGCCACCAGAAGAUUUAUCCAACCUGGAUGCUCGCGCCAUGUCGGUCCACUGUUCGAAAAACGCAAAAGGUUCUGCUUUGGCAUAUCAGCCAGCACCUUGAACAAACAGUCGUACGAGAUCUUCAGACAAGGUUGGGAGCUCCCCGGCGACCUAUCAACAUGGAUUCCACGGCAGGGCCAUCACUCACUUCCACGGGAACGAUGUCGACGGGAAUCUGGGCAGGGCACUCGGUUUUCAGCGAAAGUGCUACAGAUGAGACGGCUCGCACAGACAUGUCCGAAACCACGGCCAACACUCAACGUAUGUCGAGAUCGUAG